UUUGUAAUAGCUUCACAUUACCAAAUCAGCAAAAUAGAGAAGAGGAGAGGGAUGAACCAAAACAACUUCUCCCAUUCAAAUGUAGCUCAAAGCUUUAAAGUCCCUCUAAUCCCCUCACUUGCUUUAUACCUUGUGUUUGCCCUUUUCUUGUUUGGCCUUGCUGUUUCUCUUUUCAUUCUUGUUGUUGUUCAUAACCCUCUCUUCUUCCUUUCUUACCUAUUCCUUUUUGCUCUUAUUGCUGCUUUUCUACUCUGGAACUCUAUCUCUUUCCGCAAUAACACAACUAUUCUCCAUUAUCUUCGUUCUUUACCUGAUGCUGACCUCACCGUCGCCCGCCAUGGCCACCUUGUCAAGAUUACUGGGCUUGUCUCUUGUGGGAAUGUGUCUUUGGAGUCUUCUUAUGAGAAGGUUGGACGAUGUGUUUAUACAUCCACCUUGUUGUUUGAAUGUGGAAAACUCGGCUUGAAGCCUGCAGAUGUAAAAGAAUCAUGCUUCGGAUGGAGACUUGCUUAUUCUGAGAGGCUCUCAACUGACUUCUACAUAACUGACAAGAACUCUGGUAUUAGAGCUUUUGUCAAGGCUGGACCGGACUCCAGAGUUAUCCCACUGAUAAAAGAGAGCAGACUGGUUACAACAGCAAAAAAUUGUAAGGUUUUGGCUUCUCAUUUGAGAAAAUGGUUAAGGGACAGGAAUCUUUCAUCUGAAGCUCGUUUACUACGUCUAGAGGAAGGAUACAUCAAGGAAGGUAGCUCGAUAACUGUAUUUGGUAUUUUGCAAAGGAGCAAUGAUGUAAUGGUGGUUACUCCGCCACAGGAGCUUAUUUCUACUGGCUGUCUAUGGAAAAAGUUACUUCUCCCUGUUGAUGUUGAUGGACUGAUCCUUGCAAUCCCAUAGUGCGCAAAUUUUGGAACCAACUCUAACUUAGAAAUGCAACAGAGAUAAAGGUGACAAACCCUUGCAAGGAAACUAACUGUGCAUCCCAUUUGGAUUGUUUCCAUUCGCAUGUACAGCAACUUGCCUAAAGGAAGGCAGGCUUAUUUUUGGCUCAGAAUUUCAGUAGUUAGUGCUGUUGUUAUUUUCAGAUACGUAUGAAUUAUCUUGUUUAAACUAGACUUGGUUAACAUUGCAAAAGUU
This is a messenger RNA of Solanum verrucosum, 1134 nucleotides long. RefSeq lists its product as uncharacterized. The coding region runs from base 52 to 894 and encodes 280 amino acids. NCBI's taxonomy places the organism in Eukaryota, Viridiplantae, Streptophyta, Magnoliopsida, Solanales, Solanaceae. The transcript has 4 exons. The record is from RefSeq and is a predicted model, not a curated record.